AUGCUAAGAUCAGCUUUUCGACAUAAAAGCUCCAAAGAGCCAAGGGAUGAAAGCUCAACUCUUGAUCGAAAACUGUAUGUAAACAAUGGUGACGACGAACGAUAUACGUUAAAAGAACUUGAAGACAGCGAUUGCAAUUCAUUCGARGACACAGUAGAAUGUAUCGACAAUAACUCGGAUGAAGCUCAAAAUCCUGGGGAUUUCAAYAGAAAUGUUUUGACAAAAAUUUAUAAUCCCAGUCUCGACCAUCAGUUGGACACAAUGGAGCAAAAUAAUUUUCCUUAUACAGAGAGGGAAAUCUACGAAAUGCAACUCGUUCAACUUCAAGAACAACUUGUUGCAAUUAUGAUUCAAGAUCAAGAAAAAAUACAGAUCGUCGACAGAUUGUGGGAUUUUGUUAAUGAAGAAUCAGAGUCAACWACUGAAGAUGGCAUUGGGGAAGAUAUUGGAGAUCCGCUUGCCGUGAAAACUCUAAAGGAGAACAUCAAUCGAUUUAGUAAUGGAGUCAAACCAGUCACAUCGUUCAUCAGGUCAGCAACSAAGAUUGGUAGUUGGUCAAACCCAGCAGCUUCACUCAUUGCAUUUAUAAUGUACAUGUAUGCUGCUCUCUAUGGAUAUUUGUUCUCUUUCCUGUUGUUGCUAAUGAUAUGGAARCUGUUUAUGAAUUAUCUUCAUGCAAGGGGAAUUGCAGCACAACUAGGAUUCGCAAGUAAAGACAAAGAUGAGUCUCCUUCCGAAGAGAAAAGCUGGUCAGACAAAUUUCAACUAGUUUUACAAGUUGCUAGAAAAGUUCAGAAUAUKCUGGGGAAAAUGGCUGAUUCUCUGGAGAAGAUUAAAAAUCUUUUGACGUGGCAGCACCCAGCAACAAGARCUUUGUUUACCAAUUURUGUAUUUUAUUUGCUGCUUCAAUUGUUCUAAGUGGUCCAUCUCUCUUUAUGUUCAUGGCUUUAGGAUUUGGUAUCAAGUUGUUUAUAACUGGACCACUCUACGCCAAAUUUCCUAAGGUAAAGCAGCGUUAUGAUGGGGUUGCACGCAUUUGGAGUGAACUUCCGACCGACGCUGACUUAACCGCUAAGGAUAUCAUUGACGCUGAUAAUGCAGUCAAUCAUACUGUGGGUACUAAAACAACUGAAGCAGCAUCGUGUUCCAUGACAUCCAAUCAAAAUAUAACGUCCACGCAAGGUGGAUCACAACACUGGGCAAAUAUCUGUGAUAGAUUAAAGAUACCAUUAACAGAAACUCCAUUGCCAACUUGGGAAGAAGGUCGCCGAUGUACACUGAUGAACAAAGAUAAACCACUGACAAACAUGAAAAAUGGUCGAUUAUUCUUGACUCAAAAUUUCUUGUGUUUUGAAAGAAGUAAAACUGGUUCAUCCAAGAAUUUUGCCAUCAAGCUUUCAAAUAUUGUCCAUGUAUCUAAAUGCAAGCCAAUAGGAAUAAUGCCAGGCACUGGAAUGGCUAUCGAAGUUGAGGUGAAAGGAUCAGACAAGCCGUAUAUUUUUGGAGCAUUACUGGGACGUGAUGAACUCUUUGACAAUUUAGUUAUGACAGGACGUGCUGCAGAUCUGGACUGGGCAAAACUGAGAUGAACAUCAGCAUCGUUUCAAGAUUUAAUGGAAUGAUAUUAAAUCGUAAUACUUUUGUAUUAGAGGAAUAGGUUCGCUAAUGUGACUUUGUGAUAGAAUUUUGUAUAUAUACGAAAAGCAAAAARUAAUAAAAAAGAUUCAAAUAA
This is a messenger RNA of Exaiptasia diaphana, 1733 nucleotides long. Its product is annotated as GRAM domain-containing protein 4. The record is from RefSeq and is a predicted model, not a curated record. The transcript has 15 exons. The coding region runs from base 1 to 1590 and encodes 529 amino acids. Gene Ontology annotation, biological process: apoptotic process; negative regulation of toll-like receptor 9 signaling pathway. NCBI's taxonomy places the organism in Eukaryota, Metazoa, Cnidaria, Anthozoa, Actiniaria, Aiptasiidae.